CUUUUCCAAGCACCUGCGAUAACAUUUGUGUGUGACGCUUCAGGCGCUUGUACGCGGGAGGAAAAUGGCAGCUACGACUAUUUCUGUUGAACAAGACCAGUUUUGUUGCUCUGUGUGUCUUGAAGUUUUGAAGGACCCCGUGACAAUCCCGUGCGGACACAGCUAUUGUUUGGACUGUAUUGAAGACUACUGGAACAGACCGAAGCAGAAAGGACAGUACAGUUGUCCACAGUGUAGGCAAGUCUUCAACCCAAAACCGCUGCUCUGCCGAAACACCGUGCUCGCUGACGUUGUAGAGAAGUUACAGCGAACAACAUCACGGCCUCCUACUCCAAACCAGACCAAACCAGGAGACAUCAAAUGCAGCGUUUGUACGGGAAAGAAAGGCAAAGCGGUGAAAGCGUGCCUGACGUGCGCGGGAGCGUACUGCACUGCGCACCUGAAAGCCCACGAAGAGCGCUUCCACCGGGGACACAAACUGAUCCCGGCCACGGAGGAGUUUAAGGAAAGGCUGUGCCCGCUUCAUAAUGACAAACUGCUGAAGCUGUUCUGUCGCAAUGAGCAGCAGCCCGUGUGCGUCCUCUGCGUAAAGGACAGGCACAAGGGCCACGAGAAUGUGCCGCUGGAGGAGGAGAGGGCUGCGCAACAGAGAAAACUGCAGGAGAGCUCUUUGAAGUCUGUGCAGAAAAUGAAGGAGGCGGAGAAGGAGCUGCGAUUCGCCAUCAGAUACAUCAAGCACUCCACAGAGGCAGUGGUGGAGGAGAGUGAGCGUGUGUUCUCCAGACUGUUGCGCGCUAUAGAGAAGCAGAGCGUGGAGCUGCAGGAGCUCCUCAGGGCCCAGGAGCGGGCGGCCGUGGGACAGGCGGAGGAGCAGCUCGAGAGGGUCCAGAGAGAGCUGGGUGAACUGAGGAGGGGAGGGGCUGAGCUGGAGAAACUGUCCCACACAGAGGAUCAUGUGCACUUUAUACAGAAGUCCAAGUCUUUUCAUUUCCCUGUGAAGAGCGUGGAGCUGCCCAGUACAGACGCACUCACUUAUCUGAUGUACAAAAACAUGAGAGCAGCGCUGGCCGACCUCAAGGACAGUCUUGACCAAGCACUGGAACGAGAAUUCAGCAGGAUCUCCGAAAAAGUCAUUUCACUGAAGGAAGCAAGUAACCAGACAAUUCAUGAUAAAGCUCAAGCAUCAAAAGUAAAAGAGCUCGACUUGACGAAAUCUGAGCCAAAGAUGAGAUUGGAUUUUCUACAGUACCACCACGACUUAACCCUGGAUCCCAACACGGUUAACCCUUUCCUGGUGUUCUUGGAGGGGGGCCGCGGGGUCACCACCCUGUCUGAGGCCCAGUCGUACCCUGAGCACCCUGACCGCUUCACCUCAUGGGCGCAGGUCUUGUGCAGAGCGGGGAUGGCCGGACGCUGCUACUGGGAGGUGGAGUGGAGCGGGAAAGGGGGGGUCUCCGUCGGGGUGUGCUACAAAAGCAUGAGCCGCAGUGGAGGGGGCAGUGAAUGCAAACUUGGACAUAACGCAAAAUCCUGGAGCCUGGACUGUUCCUAUUCCACGUGUUCAUUUCAGCACAAUAAGGAAAGUUUGACAAUCAAUGCCCCAUGUUUUAGCAGGAUAGGAGUGUAUUUGGACUACAGAGCUGGGGUACUGGCUUUCUAUGGAGUUUCAGAUACAAUGGUUCUUUUGCAUAAAGCUAAAGCAGCGUUUGCCCAGCCACUCCAUCCAGGAUUUUGGGUAGGACUUGGAUCAACUUUGAAACUGUGCUCAACAUAAAUGUAACAUACAACAAUGGGAUUUGAGCUGUAAGAUGAUAAAUUCAUGGGGUGAAAAGCUGUUCAAAGCCUACGUCACCAACAGCCCGUGGUUUGUUUAAAAAGAUGAAACCAGUGACUUGUCUUAAAUUAAUACAUAUAAUAAAGAGUAUGAGAUUUUCUGCAUGUGUGUCGAGAACUAUGAAAUUACUCCAAAUUACCAAAGCUCACCGACUACUUCUGAAAAAAACAUGGAAGUUAAAUCAACUUUACUGUACCCACUUUUCUACAUUGAAUCAAAUCACAAACUGAUGUGAAUUGUCUAACAGUGCACCAUCUAUGUCAAAAGGUUGAUUAUAUAGAAACACAGGAGAAGUAAUUGUGUUCAUUGCAUAGUAUUUUAUUAAACCGUGCAAACUGAACAGUGGAUGGACUUUAGAUCUUGUUGAAGGCAGCGACAUCUACACUCUGGACCUGCACACAAGAACCACAAGUUAAUAAUUGUGCCAAUAUAUAUUGUAAUUAAAGUACUUUUCAUUCUUAAA
Messenger RNA from Boleophthalmus pectinirostris (great blue-spotted mudskipper), 2297 nucleotides. RefSeq names its product E3 ubiquitin/ISG15 ligase TRIM25-like. Lineage: Eukaryota; Metazoa; Chordata; Actinopteri; Gobiiformes; Gobiidae. The transcript has 7 exons. The coding region runs from base 65 to 1774 and encodes 569 amino acids. The record is from RefSeq and is a predicted model, not a curated record. Gene Ontology annotation, molecular function: zinc ion binding; protein binding.